Messenger RNA from Prosopis cineraria, 2333 nucleotides. RefSeq names its product glucose-6-phosphate 1-dehydrogenase, chloroplastic-like. Gene Ontology annotation, molecular function: NADP binding; glucose-6-phosphate dehydrogenase activity. The transcript has 10 exons. Gene Ontology annotation, biological process: glucose metabolic process; pentose-phosphate shunt, oxidative branch. The record is from RefSeq and is a predicted model, not a curated record. NCBI's taxonomy places the organism in Eukaryota, Viridiplantae, Streptophyta, Magnoliopsida, Fabales, Fabaceae. The coding region runs from base 145 to 1890 and encodes 581 amino acids. Gene Ontology annotation, cellular component: chloroplast stroma.
UAUCCAUUUCCUUCAACGAUUAACUGUAAGCUUCAAUACAAGUCCAGCACUUAACCCACCCGGGUCUCGGUCUGUUGUCGAAUUUCUUCCUUAUAUGAUUCUUUUUCACUGAAGUGAACUUCAAUCUUUCAUCGGGAAUAUCGCAUGGCAUCUUAUCUCAGUCAUCUCAAUCCCUCCUCGGCCAUUGUGACGUCGUUUGCUGUAAGGAAUGAAAGCAUUCCUUCUCCCUUGUGGAAUUCUCCUGUUCGGUUAAGAACCCAAGUUAGAAACCGUUUUCAGCUGAAUUCUUCAAAUGGGAAUCCACUAGAUACUGUUUCACCUCGGGAUGUAGGGUUAGCCGGAAGUGCAUUGCCCAAAAAACACAUCAAGCCUCAAACAGGGGAAGAAUCAUUUCCAUUGUCUGUCUCAGAGUUAACAGAAUCCAACCUUAGCAUAACUGUUGUUGGAGCUUCUGGAGACCUUGCCAAAAAGAAGAUUUUUCCUGCACUUUUUGCCCUCUACUAUGAAGAUUGUCUACCUGAGAAUUUUAUUAUAUUUGGAUAUGCUCGAACUAAAAUGACCACUGAAGAGUUAAGGAACACAAUCAGCAAAACCUUAACAUGCAGAAUCGAUAAGAGGGAAAAUUGUGAAGAUAAAAUGGAUCAGUUCCUAAAAAGAUGCUUUUACCAUUCUGGUCAGUACAGCUCUGAGGAUCACUUUGCAGAACUGGACUGCAAGCUGAAGGAAAAAGAGGGUGGAAGGCUCUCGAACAGAUUGUUUUAUUUGUCAGUACCUCCAAACAUAUUUGUAGAUGUUGUGCGAUGUGCCAGCCAUAAAGCUUCAUCAGAAAAGGGCUGGACAAGGGUUAUUGUUGAAAAGCCAUUUGGUCGUGAUUUACAAUCAUCUGGUGAACUAACGCGAUGUUUGAAGCAGUACCUCAGUGAAGAACAAAUAUUUAGGAUUGAUCAUUACUUGGGUAAAGAGCUUGUGGAGAACCUGUCUGUGCUUCGCUUUUCAAAUCUUGUUUUUGAGCCUCUAUGGUCCAGGAAUUACAUUCGCAAUGUGCAACUCAUAUUUUCCGAAGAUUUUGGAACAGAGGGAAGAGGGGGCUAUUUUGAUGACUACGGAAUAAUAAGAGAUAUAAUGCAAAAUCAUCUUCUACAAAUAUUAGCACUAUUUGCAAUGGAAACACCUGUCAGCUUGGAUGCUGAGGACAUCAGAAAUGAAAAGGUGAAGGUUCUGAGAUCAAUGAGACCAUUGCAACUUGAAAAUGUUGUUGUUGGUCAAUACAAGGGCCACAGCAAGGGUGGCAGAUCAUAUCUUGGUUACACAGAUGACCCAACAGUUCCAAAUGGUAGUAUUACUCCAACAUUUGCAGCAGCAGCUCUUUUCAUCAACAAUGCUAGAUGGGACGGCGUUCCUUUCCUUAUGAAAGCUGGCAAGGCUCUCCAUACUAAGCGUGCAGAAAUCAGAGUACAGUUUCGACAUGUACCAGGUAACUUGUACAAGCGCAAUUUUGGAACAGACCUGGACAAGGCUACAAAUGAGCUUGUACUUCGCGUGCAGCCUGAUGAAGCUAUAUAUUUGAGGAUCAACAACAAAGUUCCUGGUCUGGGAAUGAGACUAGACAGAAGUGAUCUAAAUUUGCUUUUUCGAGCAAGGUAUCCAAGUGAAAUACCGGAUGCGUAUGAGAGAUUACUUUUGGAUGCAAUCGAAGGUGAGCGAAGAUUGUUCAUCAGAAGUGAUGAGCUUGAUGCAGCUUGGGCACUUUUCACCCCUUUGCUGAACGAACUUGAGAACAAGAAGAUUGCUCCUGAGCUCUAUCCCUACGGCAGUCGAGGACCCGUCGGGGCCCACUAUCUUGCUGCAAAGCACAAUGUAAGGUGGGGAGAUCUAGGUAACGAGGAUUAGUGCAUGUUUGGUAUUGGAAAAUGCUUUCUAGAAAGGAAAUAAGAAAUGCACCUAUUUCAUUUUCUAUCAAGAUAUAUUUCCCCUUUCCUUUCUAGAAAUAGGUGUGUUUCUUAUUUCCUUUUGAGAAAGCAUUUUUCCCCGUACCAAACAUGCACUAAGAUUUUGGAUCAAAACAAAAUUGGAAAAGGAAUAUACAUAACUAGAGAAAGGAGGAGGAAUCACUCAUUUAUGUCUGUUUUGGAUAUCAUCAUUUUCUCUCCAUCUUUCUCUAAAACACUUUAUAGAAUCCAUCUUUGAAGAUUGAUAGGUGGCAGAGGACUUUACUGUGAAUAUGCAUCUCAUUAUAGUUUAUUUUUGCAUGAUCUUUAGAUGACUUCUUUUCUGUCACCUCCUCUUUGUAUAAUAAGAUGUUCCAUGAUGUAAGAACACCAGAUUUUACCUCA